Messenger RNA from Symbiodinium pilosum, 959 nucleotides. NCBI's taxonomy places the organism in Eukaryota, Dinophyceae, Suessiales, Symbiodiniaceae. The record is from the annotation of a GenBank genome assembly.
GCGGCAAGGUGGAUGGGGAGGCCAUGCCCAAGAAGCACUUCGCCAUAGCAGGCACCUUCUCUGAAUGGGAGCCUCUGCCCAUGAAGAAGGAAACCGAAGGCCUCUUCACCUGCUCGGUCACCCUGGGCGAGAACAGGUGGGAGCAGUUCCAGAUCUGGCUGGAUGGUGAUUCCACGAAGUGCUUGUAUCCGGAGCAGCACAAGGCGCCAUCCAAGUCGGCGGUCUUUGGUCCGGAUUUCGAUUCUGGAGGCAACUGCUGGCUUCUGGAUGGCCGACCUCAGGCGGAGCUGCGCCUGAGGCCCAAGGGGCCCGCGGGAUCGGCCCCUGGAGCUGUGGAGGAGGCCACGGGGCGCGGUCUCGCUGGCUCCUCCUGGAAAGUGCGGCUGUCAAUCAACGGGAAGUGGCGGUUGGUGGAUUGGGAGCGGUUAGACGAGCCCUUGGUGGCGGCAGAAGACCUGAAGAAGGGCGCCUAUUUCAUCACCGCGGACUUCAACGGCUGGGGCAUUGAGCCCAUGGAACAGCAAGCUGAUGGCAGCUGGGCUCUGGAGGUUCAUCUCAUCCGCCCAGGUGGUCAGUUCCAGAUCCUUCGGAACCGUGAUUCGGAGCAAGUCCUGUACCCUGCUGCUUGGGCUGAUCCCGACCCGUCGGCGGUGCGAGGCCCGGACGACAGCAGCGAUGGCCGCUGCUGGCACCUCAAGGGGGAGCAGUGCGAUGUCUUCCGCGUUUCGUUUCAACGCAAAGUGGACACAGGUCUCGACAUGAAGCAAGUCUCCAUCGAGCGCAAGGGCCAGAAGGAGCUCAGCGACCUGCAGCUCCGGCAGCUUGGCCGCCUGCGCCUGGCGGCCUUCGGUACCUGGGAUCGAGGUUCCAGACUCCGCGAGCUGCCAUGGGCGGGCACAUGCUUCCACUUCUACGUGCAGCUGGGUUCCGAGGGGCGCGAGUCCUUCCAGCUACUUGAG